CCCAACUUUCCUCGGCCCUUGGAGACAAGCUCUUGGAUAUCAAACAGAAGUUGUUGAUCAAGAGAUGGCACUGCUGUAGCCCUCUGCGAAGAUGGUACCAUGGCACAUCUUCCGGAUGGACAGGAAUGUGAAACGAAUGUGAUGUCACCGAUCUGAUUCUAAGCCGGACAGCUCCUUCCCUUGGUGUCACAAUUUUCAAUUUGCUUCAAGCAAAACCAGUUUUUGCGGAACCUUUUCUUUCGUUGCCACCAAACAAACAUUUUCGACCAUGAGUUCCGUUCCCACUGGUGAAGGCGAGGGCUGGAAGAAGUACUCUGAGUAUCAUCUUGAGGUUGACCCUGACCAAGAUGAUAAGGCCACGGAGAUCAAGCUCUGUUCUUUUGCCCGUCCCCACAUGCGUGCCUUCCAUCUUUCAUGGCUAGGUUUCUUCAUUGCUUUCUUCAUUUGGUUCGCCAUUGCCCCUCUUCUUUCCGAGAUCAAGGACACCCUGGGACUGACCAAGCAAGAAGUUUGGACUUCCUCCAUCGUUGGUGUUGGAGGAACCAUUCUGAUGCGUUUCGUCAAUGGUCCUCUUUGCGACAAGUUUGGAGCCCGCAUCCCCUUCACUCUAAUCCUAUGCUUUGCAUCCAUCCCCUGUGCUUUGACCGGAAUUGUCAACAGUGCUGCCACUCUUGCUGUCCUCCGUCUGUUCAUUGGAUUCGGUGGAUCUACCUUUGUCAUGUGCCAGUACUGGGCUUCUCGUAUGUUUGCCCGAGAAGUGGUCGGAACUGCCAAUGCUCUCUGUGGUGGAUGGGGAAACUUGGGAGGAGGUGUCACACAGCUUGUCAUGGGUUCUCUCCUUUUCCCUCUCUUCAAGGAAAUCUUCAAGAACUCUGAGGAUCCUGCUGAGAAGGCAUGGAGGACUGUAUGCAUUGUCCCUGCUGUUGUUGGAUUUGCCUUUGGUGUCAGUAUUUAUUUCUUGGGGGAUGAUGCUCCCAAGGGUAACUACAAGGAUUUGAAGAUGCACGGAGCCAUGCCUGAAGUCUCUGCUGCUGCCUCCUUCCGCUCUGGUACUUUGAACUUCAACACCUGGUUGCUCUUCAUCCAGUAUGCCUGCUGCUUCGGAGUUGAACUGACCAUGAACAAUGCUGCAGCUCUCUACUUCAAGGAAGUCUUUGGACAGUCCACUGAAUCUGCUGCUGCCAUUGCCUCCAUUUUUGGAUGGAUGAAUCUCUUUGCCCGUGGUCUUGGAGGGUGGGCCAGUGACAAGGCCAAUGCCAGAAUGGGAAUGCGUGGUCGUAUCAUUGUCCACACCUUCUUUCUUCUUGCUGAAGGUAUCCUGGUCCUUGUCUUUGCAAACACUAAAUCCCUUGGACUUGCGAUCGUGGUCAUGGUCUUCUUCAGUCUCAAUGUCCAAGCAGCUGAGGGUACCUCAUAUGGUAUUGUCCCCUAUGUUGAUCCUCCUUCCACUGGAUCCAUUGCUGGUAUUGUUGGAGCUGGAGGAAACACUGGAGCUGUCUUGUUUGGACUUGGAUUCCGCAACUUGGAAUACUAUGAUGCCUUCAUUCUCAUGGGAAUUGUCAUCAUCAUCUCCGCUGGCCUCUCUGGUGCCAUUUACAUCAAGGGACACUCGGCUCUGUUCUGCGGCAAGGAUGAAGCACCCUCGGCCAGUGAAAAGGGAGCCGCAGGUGCUGGAGAUGGUGUCCUCAUUGUCCCUGAACCUGACAAGAACUUUGAAGAAAUUGAGGAAGAAAUUGACUGUUAAAAUCCUUCGGAAGCAACCUCCCUUUCCAGGUACAACUUCAAUUGCUUCUUGCAUGGUCGAGCUCUUCCGAGUUCCCUUCUCCUUUUCUAUGUGUUCCCUUUGUUGGUGCUUUGAAAGCAUCCCAUAUUGCAUACUGUAGCUAUUAGAGCUAAUUCGAACUAA
This is a messenger RNA of Seminavis robusta, 1906 nucleotides long. Lineage: Eukaryota; Bacillariophyta; Bacillariophyceae; Naviculales; Naviculaceae. The record is from the annotation of a GenBank genome assembly.